Equus caballus (horse) is the source of this 2066-nucleotide messenger RNA. Lineage: Eukaryota; Metazoa; Chordata; Mammalia; Perissodactyla; Equidae. The record is from RefSeq and is a predicted model, not a curated record.
AUGAUGACAAUAUUAUUUAUCAAAUGUCCCACGAUUAUUUUGAAGUGCUUUACAAGAAAUUGAUUCAGGAAUUUGUCCAGGUUUACUUCAGAUAUUCAAUGUCACCUAGGCGACAAGUCUCUUUUCCCAGGACUGUGUUCAAGGAUGGGACACAAUAAGUAGUUAGAAAUACUGGAGACUACUUAGGACAGAUGUAUGUUCUUUAUCUCAUCCCAGUGCUAAAACCCACAUGUGACUAGUGUUAGCCUUGCCCCUCUCCACUUAGUAGCUCUCAGUCUCUGUUUAUUCUUCCAUUUUCCCUUUUUUCUUGUCUUUUUUUCAGUUAUCGUAUACUGUACAUAUAAUAUGUACUAAGCAUGAGAGACAUUUUAACCUUUUUCCCAUUCAUCUACCCUGUACUAAAUGCCCAACCAAAUGCCGUAGCUUGCUAAUAUUUUUAAACUGAAAAGAGAAAUAAAAUAAGAGAGAAUCAUAGGCAUCUAACCCCUUCUGAUUCUGGGUCUCCUGGCUCCUAUUAUAAGCUAGAGUGGGAAUGUGGCAAGGACCUCUAGGAAAUGCGAAAGCACAGGGACUUAGGUAUUGAGGUCGAAUGUGUGGCAAGGGGACAAGGUUUGAGCAGCCAGUACAAGUGGACAAAUAUUUGCAGAGAUUACGUCUCUUACUGAUCAUAGGAGAAAGCAAUUAACUUUUCUUUGUGGGACAGAGAAGUGGGCAGAACUUCAGGAGCAGGAUCGAGGAACUACCAAGCCUAUUGAGGCAGUCUCCCUUCUCACCUAGACUGUGUGGGCACUCUGUUCCAGAUAUGCGUGGCCUCAGACUCAUGAUACCAGUUGAGCUGCUCGUUUGCUACCUCCUGCUAGGCCCUGCUCAUGCUGCUCCACAUGGAAACCAGACAAAUGUCCUGAGGCUCCUUCCCUCAGCCUCGGGAUCCUGGCCAUCUUCCUCAGACCCUUUGUCCUGCCAGACCCUGCUCCCAAAGUCCCUGCCUGGCUUCACCCACAUGGCCCCUCUACCCAAGUUCCUCAUAGGCCUCUCACUGAUGAUCGCCUUGGAGGAAGCUGGUUGCCAGGCUGAUGUACGGGCCCUGCAGCUUCAGCUCGUCCGCGAGGGCGGUGUAAACGCUACACAGAUCCUCAUCAGACAUCUUCAAGGGCUGGAGAAAGGAAGAAGCACAGGGAGGGCGGUGUCAGCGGAUGCCCUGGUCUCUGCUCUGCAGCUGUUGGCCAGGGAGCAGCCAGGCCAAGAGAGGGCCCGGCGCUCCCUCCCCAACAAGGACUGUGAACACGAGCAGGAGCAAAGUGUGCACAAUAUAGUUCAGCUGUUGCCAGGAGUUGGAACCUUCUACAACCUGGGCACAGCUUUGUAUUACGCUGCUCAGAACUGCUCCGACAAGGCCAAGGAACGAGGUCAAGAUGGGGUCAUAGAUCUGGGUUAUGACCUUCUAACGACCAUGGCUGGACUGUCAGGAGGGCCCACAGGACUAGCGAUCAGUGCUGCACUUAAACCUGCAGUGAAGGCCGGAGUUCAACGCUUGAUCCAGUAUUACAAUGAAAAACAGGCAAACACUCCUUUGCCAGAGACCAGCGAGGAGCGCUUGAGGGGCACCUCAGGUGUGGGUGACCUGGAAGAAACAACUACCAUGACCCCUUUGGUGUCAGAAGUAGUAACUCCAACUCCUUACUGGGGGUGGGCUGUACAUACAACAAGCAGUGGUUUAAGACUCUGGGAUGCGAGUCUUGGGAUGUAAAAGAAGGUAGUAAACACAGAGUGAAUAAAUCUAAUAUUCUGACAAGCUGUAUGUGGUUGUUCAAAAAUCCAAAUCUCUGAUUUGUUAUCAAGGAGGAAGGCAGUGCUGGAAAAUGUAGGAAUUUUAAAGUUUGGGGUUUGGAGUCAGAGGAUUUGGUUUUGAAUCUAUGCUUCACUUGUUAGAACCUCAAUGAUCACUGACUAAUAACUUCUUUCUCUAAGCUCAGUUUUUUAAAUUUCUAAAGUGAGGAUAAUGAUUUUCACUUCAAUGGGUUUUGUGAAAAUUAAAAACGACGGAAUGAACCUAAAAUGCUUCGCAU